Penaeus indicus is the source of this 5432-nucleotide messenger RNA. Its product is annotated as ankyrin-2-like. The record is from RefSeq and is a predicted model, not a curated record. The transcript is spliced from 9 exons. The coding region runs from base 2115 to 5432 and encodes 1105 amino acids. Lineage: Eukaryota; Metazoa; Arthropoda; Malacostraca; Decapoda; Penaeidae. Gene Ontology annotation, molecular function: protein binding.
AGAGGCAUCGAGGUGUUUUUAGACUGAAAUUUUCGAGGAAUGCUUUUCUCGGUCUACUUCGAGCUUGCUUGCCUUCAAUUUUACCGCUUAGGCUAAGGUCCGAGGAAUUUGAGACGCGUUGGACACUCGGUCGGUGCAAAACCACAUUUCUGCGGCCUCUAUAUUGCGCAGAGUUUCAGCUGUCAGUGUCCAGGACUCGCGACCACAUAGGAGAGUCGACCGUGCAAAGGUCUGAUUUUGAUUUGCAUUGAGAGCUUGCGGUCGGUUAGGACGUCGUGGAAUUGGGAGAAUGUAUCUUUUGCUAGUUCGAUUCUGCGUCUGAUUUCCUUCUCGCAACGAGUAUCUGAGGUGACAAGAGCUACAUAACUGAAGGAGGAAACCUGUUGGCUUUCUUAUUUCUCCUUGUGUGAUCUUGACUAAGAGCAUGCGGUCGUUUUUUGCGCCAGAACGAUAGAAUGGAUUUUGAUUUUUUUUAAAAUCUAAGACCAAGGCUACUCAUUUUUUUAUGUCUUUGACCUCCAGCAUUAGGCCAUUUGACUUCGCACAAACCUUGGAUAUCCAUUCUGCCCAUCUCGUGGAAAAUAUUUAAUGUGUGUGUGUGAAUGUGUGUGUGUGUGUGUGUGUGUGUGUGUGUGUGUGUGUGUGUGUGUGUGUGUGUGUGAGUGUGUGUGUGUGUUUGUGUGUGUGUGCGUGUGUGUUUGUGUGUGUGUGUGUGUGUGUAUGUGUGUGUGCGCGUGCGCUUGUGUGUGUGUGUGUGCGUAUGUGUGUCCAUAAAAAAAAACAAAAAAAAAACAUGAGCAUACAUAAAAAAAACAAUUAACAGAUUAAAGAUAAACUGGCUACAUAACACUGACAACUAAGUUGCUUGUACAAAAUUAUGAAGUUCCAUAAUCCCUACAAGAGCCUUUCAUGUUUUACGGCAGAGAGGAAGACCAGGAGCUAGACAUUACUCAUGUUCUAUUUUUAGAGGAUGUCCUCAACGCACUUUAGGAUUUUUGUAACUCAAAUUAGUUUAUUCUAUUGUUGAAGUUCAUACGAACGAAUAGCUAUGGUAAAGAGAUGAUAGUGAACGAUGGUAGAUCAAUGAAUAAAGAAGGGGGGAAAAGAAAGAACGAAAGGGAAGAUCAGAAUUUUAAGUUACCCUUAAUUUUCCGUGUUAUUUAUUUUCCUUAGUAUUAGAUAUCGUAGAAAAUGUUUUAGAGGGAAACUACUGUAUUACUCUCAAAUACUAUUUACUUGUUAUUCCCUUGGAAAACGAUUAGCUAAGGUGUUUUGUGCUCUAGAAAAUGUAGUGUAUUACAGUUAAUAUGCUAUAACAAUAAUAUCUACAGUAUCAAUAGUUUAUAUACACAACACAGUUAAUAUGCUGUAGCAAUGGUAUCGAUAGUCAUUAAUUUCAAAAUGGACAUGACAUACAUAACGUAAGUAUUCUUUUUCUAAAAAUAGUAUUUGACAAUCAAAAGUCAAAGGUAGCUGUUAAAAAAACUACUUAUAUCGGAGUUAUAAGGUUUUGCUUCUUAUCGAUUUUUUUUUUUUACUGAUAAGGAGUUUCAGACACUGCGUUUUCUUUGAAGAUCUGAAUGUAUUUUUAAUGUUAUUCCUUAGAUCAAAAGAGAUUAUUUUUGUUGAUAAAUAAGAAUUAUUUAAGAUUAAUAUUUCUUAUAAUUUAGAUGAGCUUUGUACGGUAGAAGAGAAUUUACCUUUCUUCUCAAUGUUACUAAUUUAUAUAUACUAUUAAUAAAUCCUUUGAAGAAAGGUACUUGUUUAGGGAUAAACAAUUUUAGUCAAAAGGAAAUUGAAUAGUACGUCGCAGAGUAUGAAUAGGAAAUGGUAAAUGAUAUAAGAUAAUGGGUAUUUCUGCCCCCUCUCCCCUCCCCACUUUAGAAGGUGAAGGUGAAGAAAAAAAAAAUAUAUAUAAGCGUUUGGGAGCGAGGAUCAUAAAAUCAAAAAUACCAGCACUCAAUAAUUACACCUUUGGUAUACUAUGUUCCAGUAAUCGAUACAGUGAUUCAAUUUUCAUCACAUAUUUUAAGAUUAUGCUUUUCAUUCCAUAAUAAUAGCACUUUCUCUUCCUAGAUUAUUAUUUGGAGCCCCGAGAAGAGCCAUUAAGUGCCAUGUCAGCCAGGAGAAGGCUCUUCAGGAGACUGAGCACACAGCAACUGAUCAGCGCCGUCAGGAGAGGAGACGCGCGCACCACCGAGAGCCUCCUGUCCACCGAAGGCCUGAGCCCCGACACUGAGCUCCCCCAAAAUGACCCCGAUUGCCCCCAGGGGUCGCUCUUGACCUUAGUGUUCAUUCGAGGUCAUUACCACCUGGUGCCCCUCCUGCUGGGUGCCGGCGCCACCAACUCAGCCGGAAGGAGGCAGUUCACGCCGAUGCACUGGGCGGCCAAGAAAGGGGCAAUGAAAGAGCUCUUGCAGCUUAUAAAAGCCUUCGGUAUCAGCGACCAGGAUGAAUGCAAGACCACACCCUUGCAUCUUGCAGCCCAGGAAGGCCACGCAGAUAUAGUCGAGGCUCUCAUCAACUACGGCGUCAACAUAGACGCCAGAGACAAGAGCGGACGCACGCCCCUCUUCAUGGCCGCCCUCAACGGCCACCUGGGCGUGGCGGAGGCGCUCAUCCGCCGCGGCGCCAAAGUCACGGCCCUCACCUUCCAGAACCGGACGGCGCUCCAUCAGGCCGCUCAGUCCGGCAGUCUGAGCGUGACCCAGAUGCUGGUGCGCGCUGGGCUGCCGGUCGCCUGUCAGGAUCAAAAUGGUCUCACGCCCCUCGACCUGGCUAUGAUCCACGGGCGGUCGGAGGUGGUCGACUGGCUCAGGAAACAGAACCCGGGCAAAACGACGGAGCUCAGCCACGCGAGAACUUGCAUGGUCCACUACAACGAGUGCGGCGCGCUGAUCAUGGGGUGGGCAGAGGACGACAAGACGGACCACCUGCUCAGCAAUCUGGAGAAGGACCUGGUCGGCCUGCAUUUCCGCGACCAUAACGGCCGGACGCCCCUUCACGUGGCUGCCGAAUGUGACAACGAGGAAGCCGUCCGGGUCCUCCUCUCCUGCGGGAUGUUUCCGGGCGUCCUGGACUACGAGGGCAAGAUGCCGCACGACUUGGCUCGAUCGGACAGACUCCGCGAACUCCUGGCCUCAGCCUUGAACUCUGAGGACGGCCGAGUUUCAACCUACGAAGAGAAAUGCCAGCUCUACAAAGAACUCAUAAACCACAUCUCUACAAACAACGACGCCAAGGAAGUCACGAAGAUGUUGCUCCGCGGGGCGCCCAUAGAGCCCGUGGGCGAGGUCCCCUACCACGCCCUCCACCUGGCCAUCUCGCUCGACAGGACGAACAUCGUCAGCCUCCUCUUGGCAGCGGGGGCGAGCCUCACUGCUCCUCGUGAGGGCACCUCGCCCUUGCAGGUCGUCUGGAGGAGCAGCGACGCCAUGGUCCUCCUGAAGGUCGUGGUUACAAGGGCCUACCAGACCCAGCUGAAGUUCGAACUACGCCUUCUCCAGAACUCCCCGGAACCUGACGAAGGCGUAGGUCUUCUCCGCCAGGGCAUCAACCACAUACUGAACACCCUUACCCUGUGCAAGCCGUGGCAAGCCAGUUGGAAAAUCUCCCACGCCCCCUCGACCCCUUCCCUGGCUGACCUCAUGACCUCCGCUGCAAGGCAUAACUGUGUCCUGACGAUGACCUUCUUGCAGACUGAAGGGGCGCUGGCCUUCCAGUGUGACAGCCGAGGAUUGACGCCGUUGCACGUUGCACUGCAGGCAGGACACUUGAAGUUGGCCACCACGCUCGUGAAGCACCUCGGGGGCUCUCCUUACGUGCGAGACCUCGAGUACAUGAAAGAGGUGAUGCAGCCGCGCGCGAUGCGGGAACUCGAACAGUGUCUGUUUUACCAGGAGGUCCGCAAACUACAGGCUUGCCUCGAGAAGAUGAAAGACAAUAGAGACAAGAUUCAGGUGGAGGAAAUCCUGAAAAUCCAGUCCAGCUUGUACACCGCUUAUGCCCAAGGUACCCUCCCUCCUGCCCUCGGCUCGCGGGGCCCUGAGGCACUCCUUCUAGCGUCUCAGCGAGGGUUGCCUCAGCUCUCCUUCUUACUCCUCGCCGUGGGCAAGGUCCCCAGCGACGCGGUGGUGAAUGCCCCCACCUCAUCCACCGCCAUCCACCAGGCAGCUGCUCACGGGAAUACCAAUAUCGUGGCCCUGUUGCUGAACCACGGUGCCAACCCUCGCCUUACCGAUCGCUAUGGCCACACGGCCCUCCACCUCGCGGCCAUGUUUGGCCACAUCGUCACUUUUCAGUACAUAGCGUCCAUUUCCCGUCACGAGGAGCGGUGCCGGGCCGGAACCACGCCAAGCCAGAUUUGCGAAAAUUUUAAGCGUUAUCUACAACUGCACAAAAAAGACAAUAUCCCCGACGAUUCUCAAGAUGAUGAAUGGGAAACUAAUGAUCCGGGUAAUGCUAUGCGAAAAAUUCUGAAAAGUAUCAGGUUUUCCGAAGUAGUCGACGAAAUGAAGGAUAUUUCGGUCGAUUUCGACAGCGGGGAAGCGAGGGAGAUCCGAGACGCUGUAAUACAGGAGUGUGAAAUGAUAGCGGACAAGAUUCGCGGCCAAAACGGCUUGUUCGCGGGAGAAAUUCGGCUGGUCGGGAGUUCGGCCGACGGCACCCGACUCUACGCUCCCGACGAGUUUGAUAUCAGUCUUGUGCUCAGCAGUUUCUCGGACUUCCAACUCCGCGUCUCUGAACUCAGUGCUGCCGAGAUGCCCCAAGUAGGUCACAGACUGAAGCUGAAUGUGCAGACGCCCCACGACAGCUUCCAAGGCUGCAAGCUGAUCGACACCUUUCAUGAACUGAUAGAAAAAUACCUGUCUAAAAAUAGUAUCUACGACGAGAGGCUGAGUCUCGUGCCCCCCGGCCUGAGGAGGACUCAGGUGGGCUCGGCGAUGGCCCUCGCGUGGCAGGGGACGCAUUACCCUCUCCUGCUGGUGAACGUGGACUUCGUGCCCGUCGUGUCCGCCCCCUGGCACCCGCGCAUCAGGAGGCCCUACCUCACGCCCGACGACCUCCAUCUGGUCUACCUCAGCAACACCUCAGACGGGGAGUGGAGGCUGAGCUUCUGCGAGGCCGAGGUCGCGGUGCUCAGCGAUCUGGAGGAGGAUGAGCGCUUCGUGUACCUCGCGUGCAAGACCCUCCUGUCGCGCAUGAAGGCCGAGCCGUGGAUGCCCCACCACGUCAGGAGGCGCUACACCUGGCACACAGUGACGCAAAUACAACCCACAAGAUUAGAAAGGCAAAGUCUGAUCAGCUAUAGAGAGGGAUUAGUCACACUACAUCCAGUGUUCCUUCGUAGAGAACCAUCGUCUCAGUUCAGGGUUCAAAACAGUAAACAAAUGCGCUUUCCAUCGAGGAUGCUUUUACGGGCUACUUCAUGA